Molecule: messenger RNA, 1686 nt
Organism: Exophiala xenobiotica
Lineage: Eukaryota; Fungi; Ascomycota; Eurotiomycetes; Chaetothyriales; Herpotrichiellaceae
Exons: 4
Coding region: 1-1686 (561 amino acids)
Source: RefSeq, a predicted model, not a curated record
AUGAGGUUCGGAAACGGUCUCCUGCUGGGAAGCAUCUCAGCCCUCGCCAUCGCCGGCCUCUUACCAGCCAGACACGCAGCAGAUACACUCCCUCCAUGCUCUACCGUCACUGUUUACGGCACUGUCUACGCUACAGUUUUCAUCCAUGAUACUGUCACUGUAACCCAGACCACAACCCAGACCGUUACGGGCACGCCUGGAACUGUUACAAUCGUUGGGCAAGAUCCGGCUUCAGUUGCCCGUUCGAUGGCCUCGGUGGAUACUCAGCAAGUUAUCGAACAGAGCCAACUCCUCCCUAUCUCUGACAAGCCCGAUCCCAACCCUACCAAAUUCACUCAUUCGGUCACGGUCUCAGGUUUCGAGGCCACGGAGAUCUCAAACAAUGGCAAUGGCGGCACCGUUUUCUACAUGUCCAAGGGUACAUCUUCGACCGAUUGGAGCUUCACACCCUCGAAGUCGAUCGUUGCUGAAGUUACCACUGUCACCGUUCUCCCGGUUCCUCAAUCUGCGUCAAAUCACGGCAAGGGCGUUAAUGAUUCGAACACAACUGUCCAUGCACAAUUCACUAGCCCUACUGGUGGCUGGAAUGGCACUUACUCAAACACCUCCUCAUGGUCGGCAGCUACAGCCUCUGCAGGAACAGCUUCACGUUAUGCUGCUGCUUCCACAAUCACUGUGACCAAUAUCGUUGCUACCGUCACUCAGACUGCUGCCAGCAGCGUAUCUACUGCCCCGACAUACGCAUACGUGCCACCACAAUACAGUUAUGCACCACCAAAGGCAUCCAACGAUGAUGGCAUCGAGAAGAGACAGACUUGCGUCUGGAUAAGUGCUACUAUCGGUGGUCAAGAGGUGGGGUGGUGUAACAAUUGGGAUGGCAGCACGACGCUGACAUACACCUCUUGGGAGACAACGGUCUUUCCUACCCGGGUCCCUGGUACUGGUCCUGUUGGGACCCCAAGCACAACACCGAGGUCCUCUGCUCCAUCCAUGACCGCCACUGAACAGUCCACCACGCAGUCAGCUUCUUCAGUGGCGCCGUCUGCAACCAUUUGUGGACAAACUGGACCAUUCGAGAUUUCUUUCGAUGACCUCCCCGUUUUUUCCGUGGCCAACAACGAUACUGCGGAUUUCCCACCUGUCUUCAACCCGUAUGAACAUUUCUACUGGGGCUACGGCUGGAGUUACGUGCCUCCACCCAAUGAACCAUUUCCCCCACAAGAUGGCUUGCGACUUGCUCAAUUCAUUCCAUCGCUGGCCAACAACGACACAGGUUCUCCCAACGCUGGCCAGAUUCCUCCCAGCUCGUUUGGUGCGGGACCCCGCGCCAGCGACUCGGUGUACUGGUUCAGUGCCUCGUCAGCCUGGGUCGCCUGUGACAAUGGAGCAACUGACUGGAGUCAAACAUGCGACUUCGUUGCUACAGCAUAUCAGUGGAACAACGCUACUCAGACUGAAGUUGUGGUUGCUACUCAGCACUUCAGCAUUCCGCCCUGUCCCAACUUCCAAGGUUGUCACCUUACAGAGAUCAACUUCAACUAUCUCUUCUACAAGAUGACGACCCUGAGCUUCUACGCUAAUGUCCAGGGGAAAAUCAGCAUAUUCUGGCUUGACAGCCUGGCGCUCAACUGGUAUGACAAUACGUGCCAGGCGGGCCUUAAGCGCAUUUCAUCCCGGAAGAUCUGA